AUGAAGAUGUGCGCACGAGCUUCAGCAUUUUUCCGCUCGCUGUGUCGGUCCAGUCCUCUUCAUCGGACCAUGAGUUGGUCACCCAGACAAAUCAGCUGCUGGAAAAGUCCUGAGUCUUCAGAUCGUCCAUCAGACUCUCCUCGAGUCCUGAUCACCGGUGGACUCGGGCAGCUCGGGGUUGGACUGGCACAGAUGUUGAGGCAGCAGUUUGGGCGAGAAAACGUGAUCCUGUCUGAUAUCAAGAAGCCUUCAGCCGAAGUGUAUGACAUGGGUCCCUUCGUCUAUGCUGAUGUUCUGGAUUAUAAGAACCUGCGUGAGCUGGUGGUGAACAACGGCAUCAACUGGCUGGUGCAUUACAGCGCAAUGCUCAGUGCUGUGGGAGAAACCAACUUUCAGCUGUCCAGAGCCAUCAACAUCACAGGGCUGCAUAACGUAUUAGAUCUAGCUCUGGAGAACUCCAUGCGUCUCUUUGUCCCCAGCACCAUUGGAGCGUUUGGCCCCUCCUCUCCAAGAGACCCCGCCCCCGAUCUCUGCAUCCAGAGGCCUCGCACCAUUUACGGCGUUUCUAAAGUCCACGCUGAGCUCAUGGGCGAGUAUCACCACCAUAAACACGGCUUGGACUUUCGCUGUCUGCGUUAUCCUGGAGUUAUCUCCUCCUACACACACCCUGGGGGAGGCACCACAGACUACGCGGUCCAGAUCUUCCACGAUGCUCUCAGCACCGGACACCACGAGUGCUACCUGCAUCCAAAGACACGCCUACCCAUGAUGCACAUCUCCGACUGCCACCGGGCUACGGUGGAGUUCAUGCAGGCUCCUGAAUGUCAGCUCUAUCUGCGCACCUACAACAUCGCCGCCAUUAGCUUCACACCUGAGGAGGUGGUGGAGGAGAUCCGCAAACACCUUCCUCACCUAAGUGUCACCUACAAACCAGACCCGAUCCGCCAGAACAUCGCAGACAGCUGGCCCAUGCGUUUUGAUGACUCUAACGCUCGGAAAGACUGGGGCUGGGAGCCGGCAUUUGGUCUUCCAGAGCUUGUCACGGACAUGCUGAGUGACCUCCAGAACAAGAGAGUGACCACGGACCUGGGCGUUAGCUAGCAGCUUCAUCACACCACCACCACGCUGCUGAUGACUUUAAAACACAGAAUAUUUUAUUCCUUUACAAAAUGCAGGCAUCUGCUCAGGAUCAACACUGUGUGCAUCACAUUAGAUAGAGAGGUGUAGCUUGAGAAGUCAUAGAGAAGCCAAAGCAGCCUUCUUUCUGGGAUGAUGAAGGAGUUUAGUGCAGUAUAGCGCAUUAACUUCUGAAGUUUAUACAUUCUGUGGCUUUUUAAAGAUUUUAGAAGUGUCCAAACCCAAAUCAGUGGACUUCCUGAUGGACGGAAGGAUGACAGAAAGCUCGAGAAGACAAACCCGAGUUAUCUGUAGCAUGUUUUCCUCUUACUGAAACUAUAGGAGACAGCAUAGAAAUAUAAAUGUAAAUCUAGGCUACAAGGUGAAGGAAAAAGGCAGGAUGCAGGAGGGAUGAAGAGGUGAAGUGUGCUUUGUGUCAAUACUGAGAACAUCUACAUCAACAUCUGGUUUAAACCUGAAUGGUGUCAGAAUAGUGUGUGAGUAGUGUGACAAACAGCACAUGUAAGGAAAAUGAAAAUGUGAGUGAGCUGCUUCUAAAAUUAGCCCAAAGAGGUGCAAGAUAAAGGGGUUUGGAAUACGUCCAGGGUUCGGAAAUGAAACUAUAGACUCUUAGAGUAUAGAGGAUGUAAUGUUUGGAAAUAAAGCUAAAGGCAAAAAGCUUAUAAAAAAAGGACAAAAGAAAAGAAAAUGUCUGUCUUUAUCCACGGUGUGUAGAUAGAUUUUGGAGAAACAGACAUGUUUUUGAGUUAAGCCUAAGAUAGAUUCAUUUUGGUGACAAGCAAUUAUAUAACGAAAAAACUAUAUAUAUUUUUUUUAAAAAUACAAUAAGCUUCUGUCAUAAUUAGC
Messenger RNA from Hemibagrus wyckioides, 1983 nucleotides. RefSeq names its product L-threonine dehydrogenase 2 (gene tdh2). The record is from RefSeq and is a predicted model, not a curated record. NCBI's taxonomy places the organism in Eukaryota, Metazoa, Chordata, Actinopteri, Siluriformes, Bagridae. The coding region runs from base 1 to 1101 and encodes 366 amino acids. Gene Ontology annotation, molecular function: L-threonine 3-dehydrogenase activity. The transcript is spliced from 8 exons. Gene Ontology annotation, biological process: L-threonine catabolic process.